This is a messenger RNA of Doryrhamphus excisus (bluestripe pipefish), 3282 nucleotides long. It is a transcript of the gene hspa4l, whose product is annotated as heat shock protein 4 like. The record is from RefSeq and is a predicted model, not a curated record. Gene Ontology annotation, biological process: protein folding. NCBI's taxonomy places the organism in Eukaryota, Metazoa, Chordata, Actinopteri, Syngnathiformes, Syngnathidae. Gene Ontology annotation, molecular function: ATP-dependent protein folding chaperone; ATP binding. Gene Ontology annotation, cellular component: nucleus; cytosol.
GGCUUUCAGAUCCUUUGGUGAUGUUUACGGUCGCCUCGGAGUGGGAGAAUCCUCUCUGGUCAUCGUUGCCCUCAGGAUUACGCCGGAUGAGUUUGCUAUAAACAGCCUGAAUUACAUAACAGUGACAAGUGCGGUCACUGCCAGAAGAUAAGUUUCCAAGGCGGGUACAUAAGAGCGUCCAUCAUGUCAGUGGUGGGCAUUGAUGUGGGUUUCCUAAACUGCUACAUCGCCGUGGCCAGGAGUGGUGGCAUUGAAACCAUCGCCAACGAAUAUAGUGACAGAUGCACGCCGGCUUGUGUGUCUUUUGCAUCCAAAAAUCGCAUAAUUGGGAAUGCAGCCAAGAGUCAAGUCAUAACAAACUUCAAAAAUACAGUUCAUGGCUUCAAAAGGUUCCAUGGCAGAGCAUUUGAUGACCCGUUUGUGCAAGGAGAAAGAAACAAACUACCUUACAGUUUGCAUAAACUGGCCAGCGGUAACACUGGAAUUAAGGUGCGUUAUUUGGAGGAGGACAAGGUAUUUACAGUAGAGCAGAUCACAGGGAUGCUGCUCACCAAGCUGAAGGAGACAUCAGAGUCCGCCUUGAAGAAGCCAGUGGUGGACUGCGUUGUCUCUGUACCAAGCUUUUUUACAGAUGCUGAGCGGCGAUCAGUGUUGGAUGCGACGCAAAUAGCCGGGCUCAACUGUUUACGGCUAAUAAACGACACCACUGCAGUGGCGUUAGCCUACGGGAUCUACAAGCAGGACCUUCCCACUCCAGAGGAAAGGCCUCGAAAUGUUGUGUUUGUGGACAUGGGACAUUCCUCCUACCAGGUCUCCAUCACAUCCUUCAACAAAGGCAAACUCAAGGUCCUUGCGUCGGCGUUCGACCCCUACCUGGGCGGGCGUAACUUUGACGAGGCUUUGGUGAAUUACUUCUGCGAGGAGUUCAAAGUCAAGUACAAGCUGCACGUGCGAGAGAACCCGAGAGCCGUGCUGCGUCUACAUCAGGAGUGCGAGAAACUCAAGAAGCUGAUGAGCGCUAACUCCUCAGACCUGCCACUCAACAUCGAAUGCUUCAUGAAUGACAUUGAUGUCACCAGUAGGAUGAACAGAGGCCAUUUUGAAGACAUGUGUUCCCAGUAUCUAAUGCGGGUGGAGAUGCCGCUGAAGGUCGCACUUGAACACUCAAACCUAAGCCGGGAUGACAUCUACGCCGUGGAGAUAGUUGGAGGAGCGACGAGAAUGCCGGCCAUUAAAGAGAGGAUCGCAAAAUUCUUCGGCAAAGACGUCAGCACCACGCUCAACGCUGACGAGGCUGUCGCUAGAGGCUGUGCCCUUCAGUGUGCAAUCUUGUCUCCAGCGUUCAAAGUACGGGAGUUCUCCAUCACUGAUACCGUCCCCUUCCCCAUUACACUACGCUGGAAAUCACCAACAGAGGACGGACUGGGAGAGUGUGAGGUAUUCAGUAAGAAUCACGCUGCUCCGUUUUCCAAAGUGAUCUCCUUCCACAAGAAGGAGCCUUUUGACCUCGAGGCCUUCUACAGCUGCCCUCAAGAGCUUCCAUAUCCGGACCAGAGAAUAGGAUGCUUCACAGUACAAAAUGUGGUACCGCAACCAGACGGAGACAGCUCUAAAGUGAAGGUCAAGGUGCGUUUUAAUGUUCAUGGCAUCUUCAGUGUGUCCAGCGCCUCUCUGAUCGAGAAGCAGAAAGGAGAAGGGGAGGACAUGCAAAUUGAUGCAGAGCCGCUCGUGCAGAAUGAAGGCAGAGCUGAGGAUCAGACCAAAAUGCAAGUAGACCAGGACAUCCAAAGCCAGGGGGACAACGUAAAUGAAGAAGAUUCCACCACUAAGGAGGGAAAUGAUGCAGGGGACAUGCAAGAUCCAGCAGCAGCAGCAGGAGGUAGCAAGGCCAAAGUGAAGGCAAAGAGCGCCGAUCUGCCCAUUGUGGCCAGCAACAUCCGACAGCUUAACAGUGAAGUACUUUGCAGCUUUGUCCAGUAUGAGCGUCAGAUGAUCGUGCAGGACAAACUAGUGAAAGAGGUGAACGAUGCUAAAAAUGCUGUGGAAGAAUAUGUAUACGAUCUCCGAAACAAACUCUGUGGCAUCUAUGAAAAGUACAUCACAGAGGAAGACAGUAACAGGUUAACGUUGCUGCUGGAGGACACUGAGAACUGGCUGUAUGAAGAAGGAGAGGACCAACCCAAAGAUGUCUACGUGCAAAAACUAGACGCACUCAAGAAUUUGGGUCAACCUAUUCAAGAACGGCACAGAGAGCACGAGGCCCGGCCGAAGGCUUUGGAAGAGCUUGGCAAGCGGCUUCAGUUCUACAUGAAGUUUGUCAACUCUUUUAAACAAAAGGAUGAACGUUACCAACACUUGAGUGUAGAAGAGGUGAACACUGUGGAGAAGUGCAUGAACGACACGAUGAUGUGGAUGAACAGCAAGAUGAAUGCACAGAAUAAACUGGCCAUCACUCAAGACCCCAUCGUCAAAGUAGCAGAAAUCAUGGCAAAGAUACAGGAAAUGCAGGAUUUGUGCAUCCCGGUGAUCAACAGGUCCAAGCCCACUGUGGAAGAAGUGCAGGAGGUGAAUGAACACAACAGCAAAGCUCACAAUAACGGCCCUGCUUCCAAACAAGGCCCAGAUGGGACGGGCGACGCCAAGGGAAACCAGCACAUAAAAUCCACCACAAGAGAGAUGGAAAUGGACUAAGGUGAUCUGGCAUUGGCAUCCAUCUCCACGACGACCCAUCAGCAACCAUGUAGACAGUAGGGGUAGUGUUACGGUACCUGUGACCGCUUCUCAAUCCUCAUCAGCCACGUGUGGAUUUAGUGGCUUUGUUUUUCAGUUCACACUCUCAAUAUCUAUCCUCAUGUGACUGACUAUGGUGUGCUUUUGCUUUUCAAAGCUUUUGACAAUUAAAAAAGAAACAAUACAAUAGAUCCAGAUCUUUCACCUGUCCCUUAAAGGAAGCGUUUGCCUUCUGUGUCCUCUAUUAUAGCGUCUCAGCAGUAAACCCCACAGGUGAACCAGUGUACACAACAAUAGCUGUUACCAAAUUCUUAGUUUGUAUGCAGUACUACUCAUUCUAUAUAUUUGUAAUACAUUUGAGGCGAUGUUAAAGUCCACAAAUGUAAAAUUCUAUUUUAAUAUUUAAGAAAAGCCACCAUUAUAUUUAAGAUUAGGAAUUAACAACACAUUCCCUAUAGUGUCUGUAGGAAGUGAUGGGCUGCCUAUUUCCUUGUUUUCUUGCAAGUUUCCUUAUAGGAUUGAAGAUGACAAUAAACUCAGUAAGAGAAAAAU